Molecule: messenger RNA, 834 nt
Organism: Lottia gigantea (owl limpet)
Lineage: Eukaryota; Metazoa; Mollusca; Gastropoda; Lottiidae
Exons: 5
Coding region: 1-834 (277 amino acids)
Source: RefSeq, a predicted model, not a curated record
AUGGCUUCAGAUGAUGUUUGUGUUAUCAACUAUAGCAAUAUAUGUGAAUGCUUCAGUCCUGCUGAAACAACCCAUUCGAUAGAAUGCUGCGAAGACUAUAUUAUACGAUUGGAAUGGACUGGUGCGACAAUACUCUACGAGCAAAUUAAUGACACAUCAUGUACUCCAUCAAAGGGGAACUCUUCUUGUUUAGUCAAUGAAGAAAAUAAUUUUAAAGUAAAUUAUGAAGAUAAAUUAAACAUCUAUAACAGUUGUAGUGGAAAGAAACGAUGUAAUGUAAGCGUAAAUCCAUCAAGUGAUAUAAUGAUACAUAUUCCGGUGAUUUGUGUACAAGCAACUAGAAUCAACAAUUUCAUAGGGAAUUCUCCUAAAAAUUUUAUAAAUGGAUUUCCAAUAUUUUACAUAGCUGGUAACGAUUACAUUGGGAAAGAGAUUACCUACAGUUGUACUGUCAAAGUUAAAGUUUUAUAUUUAGAGGUUUUCUACAUACACCUUGGUCCUAGAUCCUGUGAAAAAGUAAAGAUGUAUGCGAAAGGAUUCCCAAAAUUUGAAUUGAUCUGUACGGACUCCGGAAUGACAAUGUUUUAUAAAGAUAUUGGACGUAUCGGUACAGAGUUUAGUUUAGAAAUAAAGGAUCUGAAAUUGGAAAAGAAUGAAGUUAUAUAUUUUAUACUACUUGAUGCCAACGGGUCGAACAUAAAUGUACAUUGUCAUGGUUACCAGAAAAAUACAACAGAAACCGAAAGUCGCCGAAGGAAACAACUACCAAUGAGACAAUGUCAAACCGGGAGGAAAAUGAAAGUGACAACUCACAAUACCAAUACGUUGAUAUAA